Molecule: messenger RNA, 3957 nt
Organism: Mesorhabditis belari
Lineage: Eukaryota; Metazoa; Nematoda; Chromadorea; Rhabditida; Rhabditidae
Source: the annotation of a GenBank genome assembly
AUGUCUCGUCCUGGUCGAACUCGGGAAGAAAUUGAAGCGUAUGCCAACGAGCUGACAAAGAAGAAAGGAGUGGGAACAGCUGAUGAAAACGAUUCGCCACCAACAGACUUUGGAAAAAUUGCCUUUGGUAGUGCUGGGGGAUACGAUGAGGAUGUGUAUGGUACUGUUCGCGGUAAACGAAGUGAUAAGUAUUCGACCAGUAUUGGAGGUGGUGAAGAGGAAGAGGAAGAAGAUGAUGCGAUGAGAGAUGUCAGUCGGCCUAAAAAUUCAUAUGCUACACAAAAGAAGUUUAUUGAGGAAGCCUCACGAGGCAAUGAGGACGUUGACGUUUUUGCUGAAACACGAACUAAAACGGUCGGCGAGAAACAAAAUGAGUACCAGAAAAGAAUGUACAAUCGGCCAAUCUCACCGGAGCGAAUUGAUCCUUUUGUUGAUCAAACUCCAAGAGCCCAUGAUCGUGGGUAUUCUCAAGUGAUGAAGGAGCAACAAUAUUUGGAAGACAAAGGAAAAGCUGAUCGCGAAAUGAAAGACAAAAUAAAAACCGGCGAACUUCGAGAGGUUGAACCAGAAAAGAAGAAAGCACGUUGGGAUGAGACUCCACAACGUUCUGAGACUGUUCUUGGUGCUGGUGAAGCUACGUCACAAAGAACUGUUGGUGCUGGUCCCAGAAAACGUCUAGAAAUCAGUUCACUAGCUGCUGAUGCUGCAACUCCCCAUGUUCAGCGUUGGGACGAAACUCCAGCGCACGUAGGCGCCGCAGAUGCGACUCCAUCAAUGAACCGUUCGGAUGCGACACCCAGUGCUCAAACUCCCGGCGCUGCAACACCAAGGCGCAACCGUUGGGGCGAAACUCCAGGUCAAAGUGUGCGUGAAACGGGAGCAACGCCCUCAUGGGGAAUGGAAACUCCAGGACGCGGCGGAUUUGACGACAUUAAGGUUGAAGAUACUCCUUCCGCUUCUGUGAGACGCUCACGCUGGGAUAUGACUCCUGCUCAAACACCACAGGCAGGAUCACAAACGCCGAGUACUGCGGCCACCCCUUCUCGCUUCACACCGCAGCAACCUUUGGGAGGAAUGACACCGUCUAUGUUAACCCCUGGUGGAAGUACGCCUGUCGGAAAUGCUGCCAUGGCUAUGAAAACUCCUGCAGUCCCGAUGAUGCCAAUGACUCCAGAUCAUUAUCGUUAUCAAGAGGACCGAAACAGAAUAUGGACUGAUGAAGAACUCGACACUCUAAUUCCUGACGGAUAUGAAAUUUUGGCUCCUCCACAGGGUUACGUUCCCCUUCGCACUCCAUCCAGAAAGCUCAUGGCUACACCAACACCAAUGGGUGGACUCGCUGCUGGCUUCAUGAUGCAAGGAACUCCGGAACGAGAAGGGCUUGGGGAUAAAGGCGUUGGUGGUAUGGUCAAUCUGCAACCAAAAGAUGACGAGCUUCCACCGCUUAAACCCGAGGACAUGCAAUACUUCGAUAAACUUUUGCAAGAUGUGGAUGAGAAAUCAUUGUCGCGGGAGGAACGAAACGAACGUGAAAUUAUGGGUUACCUGUUGAAAAUAAAAAACGGAAUGCCAACACAGCGUCGAAGUGGCUUGAGAAAGAUAACGCAAAAUGCUCGUCGCUUUGGAGCUGGCCCACUAUUCAAUCAAAUUCUGCCUUUGUUGAUGAGCCCAUCUUUGGAAGAUCAAGAGCGGCACUUGAUGGUUAAAGUAAUUGAUCGGAUUCUUUACAAAUUAGACGAUUUGGUGAGACCCUACGUACACAAAAUAUUGGUCGUUAUUCAACCACUUUUGAUUGAUGAGGAUUAUUUUGCUCGGGUUGAAGGCCGUGAAAUCAUUUCCAAUCUUUCAAAAGCGGCGGGGCUUGCUACUAUGAUUUCUACGAUGCGUCCUGACAUUGACAACGUUGACGAAUAUGUGCGUAAUACUACUGCUCGUGCAUUUGCUGUAGUAGCUUCGUCUUUGGGAAUUCCUUCUUUGCUACCAUUCUUGAAAGCCGUGUGCAAGAGUAAAAAGAGUUGGCAAGCGAGACAUACAGGUAUCAAAAUUGUUCAACAAAUAGCCAUUUUGAUGGGCUGUGCCGUGCUACCUCAUCUUAAAGCCUUGGUCGAAAUUGUUGAAAAUGGACUUGAAGACGACCAACAAAAGGUGCGUACCAUUACGGCUCUUUGUCUGGCUGCUCUCGCCGAAGCCUCGGCUCCAUAUGGUAUCGAAGCUUUUGACUCUGUGCUCAAACCACUUUGGAGAGGUAUCCGUCUUCAUAGAGGCAAAGGUCUCGCCGCCUUCUUGAAAGCCAUUGGGUUCCUCAUUCCUUUGAUGGAUUCUGAAUAUGCCAGCUACUAUACGCGUGAAGUGAUGUUGAUUCUAAUUCGUGAAUUUGUUUCUCCGGAUGAAGAAAUGAAGAAAAUUGUCUUGAAGGUGGUGAAACAAUGUUGCGCUACAGAUGGUGUGGAAAGAGGUUACAUUCGCGACGAAAUUCUUGGACCUUUCUUUAAGGCUUUCUGGAAUCAUCGCAUGGCAAUGGAUAGACGAAAUUACAGGCAACUUGUCGAUACUACCGUUGAAAUUGCUCAGAAAGUUGGUUGUGCAGAGAUGAUUGCAAGAGUUGUUGACGAUUUAAAAGACGAAAACGAACAAUAUCGAAAAAUGGUUAUGGAAACUAUCGAAAAUAUCAUUGCUCUUCAAGGAACGAAUGAAAUCGACGACCGCUUGGAAGAACAGCUUAUUGAUGGAAUCCUUUAUGCUUUCCAGGAGCAAACACAAGAAGAUACGGUGAUGCUUGAUGGUUUUGGAACAGUUUGUAGAGGGCUCGGUCUACGCUGCAAGGCGUAUAUUCCUCAAAUUUGUGGUACUAUUCUUUGGCGAUUGAACAACAAGGCCGCAAAAGUUCGUCAACAAGCUGCUGAUUUGAUUGCUCGCGUUGCCUCGGUCAUGCAACUUUGUGAGGAAGAGAAACUUAUGAGCCAUCUUGGGAUCGUUUUAUACGAAUAUCUUGGAGAAGAAUAUCCCGAGGUACUUGGCUCAAUUCUUGGAGCGUUGAAAGCCAUCGCUAAUGUCAUCGGAAUGACAAAAAUGUCACCACCGGUGAAAGAUCUAUUACCUCGGCUAACACCCAUUCUCAAGAACAGACACGAAAAAGUGCAAGAAAAUUGUGUGGAUCUUGUUGGUGCAAUUGCUGACCGUGGUUCAGAGUUUGUAUCUGCUAGAGAAUGGAUGCGCAUCUGCUUCGAACUUUUGGAAUUGCUGAAAGCGCACAAGAAAAGCAUUCGACGAGCGGCUAUCGUUACUUUUGGAUAUAUUGCAAAGGCUAUCGGUCCUCAUGAUGUGCUUGCUACACUUUUGAACAACUUGAAAGUACAAGAACGUCAGUUGCGUGUCUGCACAACAGUUGCUAUUGCCAUUGUGGCCGAAACUUGUGCGCCAUUCACGGUUUUGCCAGCUAUUAUGAACGAAUAUCGAGUGCCAGAAAUGAACGUGCAAAAUGGAGUCUUGAAAGCACUCGCCUUUAUGUUUGAGUACAUUGGUGAGAUGGCCAAAGAUUACAUUUACGCAAUCGUACCAUUGUUGCAAGAUGCUUUGAUGGAGCGAGAUGUCGUGCAUAGGCAAAUUGCUAUCGAUGCCGUCGCUCAUCUUUCAUUGGGUGUCUACGGUUUUGGUUGUGAGGAUGCGUUGAUGCAUCUCCUUAAUUAUGUUUGGCCCAAUAUGCUUGAGAAUUCUCCCCAUUUGAUUCAACGGUACAUUCUUGCUUGUGAAGGGAUGCGUGUUUCAUUGGGACCGAUUAAGGUUUUCCAAUAUUGCCUUCAAGCGAUGUGGCAUCCUGCUAGAAAAGUACGAGAACCUGUCUGGAAGGUAUACAAUAAUUUGAUCCUUGGUUCUGCAGACGCAAUCGUUGCUGCCUAUCCUCGUGUUCCCGGCGAUGAAAAGAAUGACUUUAUUCGACAUGAAUUAGAUUACAUCCUU